Molecule: messenger RNA, 1047 nt
Organism: Rosa rugosa (rugosa rose)
Lineage: Eukaryota; Viridiplantae; Streptophyta; Magnoliopsida; Rosales; Rosaceae
Product: UDP-glucuronic acid decarboxylase 5-like
Exons: 1
Coding region: 4-1029 (341 amino acids)
Biological process (GO): D-xylose metabolic process
Cellular component (GO): cytoplasm
Molecular function (GO): NAD+ binding; UDP-glucuronate decarboxylase activity
Source: RefSeq, a predicted model, not a curated record
CAAAUGGCUACUAAUGGAGAACGAACUUGUACAAAACCGCCUCCGAGCCCCUCUCCUCUAAGAAAUGCCAAAUUCUUUGGGGCAAAUAUGAGAAUUUUGGUUACUGGAGGAGCUGGGUUCAUUGGCUCUCACCUGGUGGACAAGCUGAUGGAAAACGAGAAGAAUGAGGUGAUUGUUGCGGAUAACUACUUCACUGGAUCAAAGGACAACCUUAAGAAAUGGAUUGGCCAUCCAAGAUUCGAGCUUAUUCGUCAUGAUGUGACUGAGCCGUUGCUGGUUGAGGUUGAUCAAAUAUUCCAUCUUGCUUGCCCUGCUUCUCCGAUCUUCUACAAACACAAUCCAAUAAAGACAAUGAAGACAAAUAUGAUUGGUACAAUGAACAUGCUGGGACUUGCCAAGCGAGUUGGAGCAAGGAUUUUGCUCACAUCUACUUCGGAGGUGUAUGGAGAUCCUCUUAUUCACCCUCAAGUUGAGAGCUAUUGGGGAAAUGUGAAUCCCAAUGGAGUUAGGAGUUGCUAUGAUGAGGGAAAGCGAGUGGCUGAAACAUUGAUGUUUGAUUAUCACAGGCAGCAUGGCGUAGAGAUACGGAUCGCAAGGGUUUUCAACACUUAUGGCCCUCGCAUGAAUAUUGAUGACGGCCGUGUUGUGAGCAACUUCAUAGCCCAAGCUAUCCGGGAUGAACCCUUGACUGUUCAAUCACCAGGAACGCAGACAAGGAGUUUCUGCUACGUCUCUGACAUGGUCGAUGCCCUUAUUCGACUUAUGCAAGGAGACAACACUGGUCCAAUCAACAUUGGGAAUCCAGGUGAAUUUACAAUGCUCCAACUAGCAGAGAAUGUCAAGGAGCUUAUCAAUCCUAAAGUGGAGAUUAAGAUGGUUGAAAACACACCUGAUGAUCCUCGCCAGAGGAAGCCUGACAUCUCAAAAGCAAAGGAGUUGCUGGGAUGGGAACCAAAGGUCAAGUUGCGCGACGGUCUGCCCCUCAUGGAGGAGGACUUCCGUACAAGACUUGGUGUCCCCAGAAAUUAAUCAAGAAUGUAGCAUAGA